AUGCAAUCAGCGCAAUCCCAGAUCACCUCACCGCAGCCGUCGUCGGGUUCCCCGCGAGCCGCGGCUGAGCAUGUGUCUCUAGAGUCUCCUCGAACGACGUUACUCACUCCGACGAGCGGUUCAGGACUGAAACAGAGAAUUCGGGAGCUCGAAACCAUCAUCGACUCGGAGCUAAAGUCUCUGCAUCGCGAAGUCCAGAUGUACCUCAACCAGAAAGUCGUUCAAACCAGCACGUGCGAGGCGCUUGUGGAGGAUGCAAAGCGAGAUCUCGUGGACUGCCUGGAGCGCUCAAAGAUGGAACUGAAAGAGUUCUUCGUUCAGCAGCGGAGUGAAAACCUGCGUCUCCAUGACCUCGUCAAAACACUGCGCGAUGAGAAUGCGCUGCUGCAACAGACGCAGCUGCAGCUCCAGCACCGCUUGCAGGCCCUCGAGGAAGACGUGGGACAGUGA
Molecule: messenger RNA, 450 nt
Organism: Besnoitia besnoiti
Lineage: Eukaryota; Apicomplexa; Conoidasida; Eucoccidiorida; Sarcocystidae
Exons: 2
Coding region: 1-450 (149 amino acids)
Source: RefSeq, a predicted model, not a curated record